Mangifera indica (mango) is the source of this 2675-nucleotide messenger RNA. Its product is annotated as UTP--glucose-1-phosphate uridylyltransferase-like. Gene Ontology annotation, biological process: glycogen metabolic process; translation; UDP-alpha-D-glucose metabolic process. Gene Ontology annotation, cellular component: cytoplasm; ribosome. The transcript has 19 exons. The coding region runs from base 225 to 2213 and encodes 662 amino acids. Gene Ontology annotation, molecular function: structural constituent of ribosome; UTP:glucose-1-phosphate uridylyltransferase activity. Lineage: Eukaryota; Viridiplantae; Streptophyta; Magnoliopsida; Sapindales; Anacardiaceae. The record is from RefSeq and is a predicted model, not a curated record.
CCAUUCAACCCGAUCCAAAACCCGAUUCAUUUUCACUCUUCUCAGUCUUCAGCCCCGACCCCAAAACUCUCCCAUAAACGUAUCACCACCAUAACAUCGGCUUCACCCGCUUCCGAUUCCACUCACUAACUCACAAUAGGUUGCGUUUUAUAACUCUCUUAUCUUCCUCUCAAUCUCAAUCAAUUUCAGUCUGAAGCCUGAUACAAAACCUUCACAAUCCCACAAUGACGCUUCACUCAAUCAUAAUCCAAAAGCUUCUGAGCACAAACGCUCACUUGGGUCGGCGCGUGGCGGCCCACCACUUCAAACAGUUCACUUACGGCAUCCGUAAUGGCAUGGCCAUAAUCGAUUCGGAUAAAACCCUAAUUUGUCUCCGAAACGCCUGCCACUUCAUCUCUCUAUUGGCGCAACGUCAAGCCACGUUUAUGUUCGUGAACACGAACCCUUUGUUUGACGAAAUCAUACUCCAGAUGACUAAGAAGAUCGGGUGUUAUAACCCUAACAUGAAUGCGCUGUGGCGAAUGGGGGGAUUUUUGACAAACAGUUCGAGUCCGAAGAAGUUUCGGUCGAGGAACAAGAAGAUUAGGUUCGGGCCCACAAAGUUGCCGGACUGUGUGGUGGUACUGGACACGGAUAAGAAGUCAUCUGUGAUAAUGGAGGCGGCGAAGCUUCAGGUUCCGAUUGUGGGUUUGGUGGAUUCGAGUAUGCCAUGGGAGAUUUACAGCAAGAUAACGUAUCCGAUACCGGGAAAUGAUUCAGUGCAAUUUGUGUAUUUGUUGUGUAAUAUGAUUACUAAGACGUUUUUAGUUGAGCAAAAGAAGCUGGGGUUGUUGAAUGAUGAUGGAGAAAAAAUUGAUGGGAAAAAAGGAGAUGGGGGGAAAGUGGGACAAAUUAAAAACAACAAUAAGAAGAGUGAGAUUGAUAGCUUAAGAGAUGAAGUACUAGUUGUUCCUUAUGAUAGCUUAGCACCCAUUUCUGAAGAUACUGUGGAAGCAAAGAUGUUUCUAGACAAGUUAGUGGUGGUGAAGUUCAAUGGAGUUGUGGGAACAAAUAUGGGCUUUACUGGCCCCAAAUCAGCAAUUGAAUUUCAUAAUAAUUUGACAUUUAUGGAUUUGAUGGUUAAUCAAAUUGAGUCUCUCAAUUCCAAGUUUGGUUGCAAUGUUCCUCUAGUACUUAUGGACACCACUGAAACACAUGGUGAUACCCAAAAGGUUGUGGAGAAAUAUUCUGCCUCAAAAAUUGACAUUCAUUCUUUUAGACAGAAAGCAUUAGAAGGACAGAGUGGCAAAGAUAAAUUGCAUCCUUCUGACCACGGUGCAGUGUUCCUCUCUCUGAUGAAAAGUGGUACUCUUGAUGUAUUAUUGUCACAGGGUAAGGAGUAUGCCCUUGUGGUUCAUGCAGAUAAUGUGGCAGCUGUUGUUGACCCAAAAAUCUUGAAUCAUUUGAUUCAAAAUGAGAUUGAGUACUGUAUGGAGGUGACACCAACCACUUCAAUAGAUUUGAAAAAUAGUAUAAUUAAUUCGAGACAAGGAAAGUUCCAGCUUAUGAAUAUCACUCAAAAUCCUGCUAAACAUUCAGAUGGAAGGUUCAAAUUUAUUGAUACAAGAAACUUGUGGGUAAAUCUGAAGGCCAUCAAAAGGCUUGUAGAUACUGAUGCAUUAAAGAUGGAGAGUCUUUCUGCUUCAAAGGAAGAAUAUAGUGAUCAAAUUAAAUUGCAAGAUACAGCAGCUGAUUCAGCAAUACGGGUAUUCUCAUAUAUAUUACAUUCUUCUGUUCUAUACUGCGAAUUUCUGCUGUCUCUUACCAUUGUUUUAUGGUCAAGCCAGUUCUUUGAUCGCACAAGUGGUAUCAAUGUCCCUCCGUCUCGUUUUCUUCCUCUGAAUUCGACAUCAGACUUACUUCUUCUCAAGUCUGAUUUGUACUCCUCUAUGGACGGAGUCUUAGUUCGAAAUAAUGCUAGAAACAAUCCCUCAAAUCCUUCUAUUGAAUUGGGACCUGAAUUUAAAGAGGUUAGUGACUUCCUAAGUCGCUUCAAGUCCAUUCCCAGCAUCAUUGAUCUGGAUAGCUUGAAGGUGACAGGUGAUGUCUGGUUUGGGGCCGGUAUAACGCUCAAGGGAAGAGUAAAUAUUGUUGCUAAACCUGGGAUGAAACUGGAAAUUCCUGACGGGGCAGUGCUUGAAAACAAGGUGAUCAACGAGGUUGCAGACAUUUGAAAAUGAUCUCUUUCAAGCCUUAUGUUGCUCCACAGUGAUAAAGAUUAUAUCAGAGAAAAGAAAUAAAAUAAUAAUAAUAAUUUUAGGUGAUUCUUGGGGAAUAUUCUGAAAUAUAUUCCUUUUUGUCAGAAAAUGAGAGGAAAUUCUAGAGGUAAAGAGAAUUGAGAGAAUAGAGGAGAUUACUCAAAGUUGUGUACUGUGUAAUGUGUUCUAAUCGUAGGAUAGAUAUAAUAGAGGAAAGCCUCCCCAUUUGUUACAAUUUUGAUAUUAUAUCGCCUUUGUUGACAUUAAGGCUAGAUUAGAUUCGUGAUAUUUGAAUUCGAAUUCGAGUUUAGAUCGAAUGAGUCAAAUUUAAAUUAAGAAUUGAGUUUGUUUUCAUAAAUGAGUUGAGUUUGAAUUGAUUCAAAUACUUGACUGAUAGUUGGAUUGAAGUAAAAUCGAAUUUAUGUUUGUUUACGAUCA